Messenger RNA from Lecanosticta acicola, 659 nucleotides. Lineage: Eukaryota; Fungi; Ascomycota; Dothideomycetes; Mycosphaerellales; Mycosphaerellaceae. The record is from the annotation of a GenBank genome assembly.
AUGUUCUACUCACUCGCUGUGUCGACGUUGUUUCUGGCUCGACUCAUUUCGGCCGACUUUAUCAUCGCCAACACGACUUCGUGCUAUGGCGACUUCUUCCUUGGCUCCUGCAGUGACAAUGUCCAGGUCAUCAGCAACGGAGUCUCUUACGAGGAGGAUUUUACUUGUCACAAACUCUACAAGGCCCAGACGUCACGAUACGUGGAGACCAACACUGCUGGUGCUUAUGCGGAUUCUUUCACCAGCACAAGCGAUGUGUGCGGCGCUGGACGACUUUAUUUCGAGAGAAACUACACCUCUGAUGCGGUCAACGGGACCUUCAACAUAUACAAGGGCACCGACUCUUCUGGAGACAGCGUGGGCACAUGCGAGUACACCGGGACAAAUGUGACGGAAAGCAAGCGACGAUGCAGUCAGCUCUUUGGCACAAUCUUCUACGAAGGAGCGUACCGAUGCAAUACGACGGUCUGUGGAUACGUUGCGGCCGACUACACUUCUUCUAGCACGGAUUCCAGCUCGACGGCUACUUCAACCUCGACGAAUUCGACUUCUACCACCACGGGCACUGCAUCGACGACGACAGAUUCGACCUCGUCUGCCACUACAACGACGGACUCUUCGAGUUCCGCAACGACUACCGCUUCUACUUCCUCAGGUAG